Messenger RNA from Lepisosteus oculatus (spotted gar), 1044 nucleotides. The record is from RefSeq and is a predicted model, not a curated record. NCBI's taxonomy places the organism in Eukaryota, Metazoa, Chordata, Actinopteri, Semionotiformes, Lepisosteidae.
AUGGACGGCUCUGGGCCAACCUCUGGCCACGCCCCUCUUGCCAAGAACGUGUCCAACGUGACCGGCUGUGACCUGGACUUCGACGCUGACCAGACCUUUCUCAAGGUCCUGUAUGGCUGCGUCUUCUGCGUGGGGCUGCCCACCAACUGCCUGGCCCUGUACGGGCUGUACCGCCUGGUCAAAGCCAACUACACCCUCCCAGUGUACAUCAUCAACCUCCUGCUGGCUGACCUCCUCCACAUCGCCUUCCUGCCCCUCUGGAUCGACUACUACCACAGCGGCCACAUCUGGCGUUUCGGGACCGUGGUGUGCGCCGUGGCUAGCUGCGUGUUCGGCAUCACCAUGUUCUGCAGCAUCGUCUUCAUGUGCUGCAUCAUGUCCGAGCGGUACCUGGCCAUCGUCCACCCGCUGUGGUUCCAGAGCCACCGCCGGCUGAGGAACACGUGCCUGCUGGCCGCGGCAGUGUGGGUGGUCAGCGUGCUGGCCAUCGGCUGGGGGUACGUGCUGGGUUACGAGAAGGUGGAGGAUGGCCGGUGCCUGGAGCAGUACCCCCGCAACUCGGGGUUUGUGGUCUUCGUCCUGGUGCUGCUCCCCCUCGUCUUCGUGCCCCCGCCAUUGUUCUUCCUCUUCGUCCUGGUCCGCGUCUGGCGCUCCCUCGGCAAGGCCAUCUUCAUGUCCGCCGCCGAAAAGCGCCGCACGGUCGGCCUGCUGCUGGCCGUCGUGAUGAUCUUCGCCUUCCUCUUCGGGCCCUACCAGAUCGUGGUCUUCACUCUGUACGCGGGGGCGGCCCUGGCGACGGACAAGUGCGACUUCGAGGCCAAAAUGUUCAUCACCUACAAGGUGACGUUCGGACUGCUGAGCCUAAACACUGCGGCCGACCCCAUCCUGUACAUUUUCCUCCGCGGUGACGUGAGGGAAACACUGCUCAACUUCCCCCGCUGCCGGGGGCUGAUGAGCCGAAUGAGCCGCAGGAGUACCCCCAGGGUUCAUCGGGAAGGAGGAGGGACCAUCCCAACACUGCCGCAACCUGUGUCCCAAGAAUGA